AUGGAUAGAAUUUACUUUAAAAUAAAUGGGAAAAAGUUUAGCGCCGGGGGAGAGUUCCAUGCAGACACUUCUUUGAUGGACUUCAUCAGAGAGCAUGCCGAGUUGCGUGGAACCAAGUAUAUGUGCAAGGAGGGCGGGUGCGGUGCCUGCGUCGUCAAUGUGCGACUCGCGCACCCCACCACAAACGAGAUUGUGUCUUUCGCUGUCAACUCGUGCCUUGUAACUAUUAUGUCAUGCAAUAAUUGGGAUAUAACGACAGUGGAAGGCAUCGGUAAUAGAAAAGAAGGCUAUCAUAUUAUACAAAAACGGUUAAACCAUUUCUUUGGAUCACAAUGUGGCCACUGCAGUCCUGGAUUUGUAAUGAACAUGUACAGUUUACUCAAUGGCAGUGAUCACCAUUUGACAGAAAAAGAAAUAGAAAAGGCUUUUGGUAGUAACUUAUGCAGAUGCACAGGAUACAGACCCAUUUUGGAAGCUUUCAAAUCCUUAGCUAUCGAUGUGAAUCAGGACUUACUACGUAAGGUUAAAGACAUAGAGGACAUUGAUCAAAAUUUAUGUCCUAAAUCAGGAAAGAAUUGUGAUGGCUCAUGUAGCAAAAAUGAAAGCCAAGAAUGGUGUUUGGUCAAUGUAAAGAGUGAUGGUAACAAUUUAACUUUACCUAGGAAAAUAUCACUCGCUGAUGGUAAGCUCUGGGUUGCAGCUUUUGAUAUUAAAUCCAUAUUUGAUGUGUUGGAUGAGAAUGGAUACGAUUCCUACAUGUUAGUCGCAGGAAAUACGGCCAAAGGUGUACGACCUAUAAUAUCUUACCCAAAAGUGCUAAUUGACGUAAGUAACGUGAAAGAACUAACUGGACACUAUUUGGAUGUUAAUCUUGUACUGGGAGGUAAUGUUACUCUGUCCGAUGCUAUGUCUGUAUUUAAACAAUUAAGUAAAGCGAAAGGUGAAGAGUUUUGGUACUUGGAAGUGUUACAUGACCAUAUGGAAGAAGUGGCUCAUAUUCCUGUCAGAAAUAUUGGCACUUUAGCUGGUAACUUGGUUCUAAAACACAAUCACCCUGAUUUUCAAUCUGAUAUAUUUCUGUUGUUGGAUUGCGUGGGAGCCUAUAUAACUUUAGUCGAUCGUAAACAACAUCAAAUAGAAUUAAGUAUGGAAGAAUUUCUAAAAACUGACAUUACAGGCAAGGUCUUGACAAACAUUAAGUUGCCGCCUAUAUCUAAGAGUCACAAACUAGUGACAUACAAGAUUACUCCGCGAGAACAAAAUGCACAUGCUGAAGUAAAUGGGGCAUUUUUAUUUCAAUUUGAUUUUGAAAGUAAUAAGUUAAUUAAAACUAGUAUUGUUUAUGGUGGCAUAGCUCCUGAUUUUACACAUGCUCACAAAACAGAAAAGUAUUUGAUUGGUCGAAAUAUAUUUAAUAACGAAGAGCUUCAAUCUAGUAUAAGUGUUCUUAAGUCAGAGAUUCGCCCCGUGGAAAAUCCACCAGAACCUUCAGCUUCUUUUAGAAAGAAACUAGCUAUCAGUUUAUUUUACAAGUGUGUAUUGAGGAUGUGUCCUCAUGAUAUAUUGAGUUCGUUUUAUAAAUCUGGAGCUACUUCAUCCAAGGAAGAUAGACCACCAGUAAGCCAUAGCUAUCAGGAAUAUGAUACAAAUAAAAAAGAAUUUCCUAUCACACAACCACUACUAAAAAAAGAAGGUAUGAUACAAUGCGCAGGCGAAGCAGUGUACACCGAAGAUAUGCCAGCUAUGAAGAACGAAGUAUUUUCUGCUUUUGUACUUUCACAUGUAGUGUCAGCUGACAUUGAAUCUAUUGACGAAUCAGAGGCUUUGAAAUUGGAUGGAGUAGUAGCUGUUUUGACAUCUAAGGAUAUACCAGGCUUAAACCAUGUUAUGCGAAUUGGUUUUAUAGGAGCUACAGAACAAGAAGAAAUUUUGGCAAGCAAUAAAGUUCGUUUUUAUAACCAACCCGUGGCUCUAGUCGUUGCCAUAACACAAGCGAUUGCUGAUCGUGCAUCAAAUUUUGUAAAAGUGAAUUAUAAACAUGUUUCGAAAGAGCCACCGGUCCUUACAAUAGAAGAUGCUAUUAAAUCACCAAAGCUGGAAAAUCGGCUUUUACCGUCGACAGGAAUCAACCCUACUGAUAGAGGGGCUAAUAUUCAAAAAGUAAUCAAAGGCAAUUUUUAUAGUCCUCUACAAUACCAUUUCAUGAUGGAACUUCAUACUGCUGUAACAGUACCUGUAGAUGAAGGUCUAGAAGUAUAUAACUCUACACAACAUGUUGAUGUGGCACAAGCUGUUAUAGCAGAUAUGUUAGAUGUUCCCGAAAGCACUAUUAUCGUGAAAAAUAGACGAUGUGGCGGGGGAUUUGGUUGCAAAAUAAGUAGAGGUAACUUUGUGGCAUGUGCUACUGCAUUAGUAGCUAAAACGUUAAACCGACCAUGUCGAAUGGCCAUGCGCUUACCGGAUAUCAUGAGAGCCAUUGGUAAGAGAUGCAACACCCGUUUAGAUUAUGAGGUUGGCGUGGACGAUAAGGGUGAAAUACAAUAUAUGGAUGCUGUAUUAUAUGUUAAUGAUGGGAUAACUCGAAACGAAAACCAAAAUGUCCUUUCUAUUAGUGCUUUUAAAAAUUGUUACGAUACAAGGCGUUGGACAGUGCGUUCCUUUAGUGUUGUAACUGAUAUGGCAUCUAACUGUUAUAUGAGAGCUCCAGGAGGAUUCGAGGGAAUAGCGGCAUCUGAACAUAUCAUGGAACGCAUUGCGUUCGAGUUAAAAAGAGAUCCUAUUUUGGUUCGCAUGGCAAAUUAUCGAAAAGAGGAUAAUGAUUUACCACUAUUACUUCCCAUAUUUCAGGAACGAGUUGAUUAUGAUAAGCGUCAAAAAUUUAUAGAAAAUUUCAAUUCCCAUAAUCGAUGGAAGAAGAGAAGUUUGAAAUUUGUUAAUAUGUCAUUUCCCACGGCAUACCUUGGAAAUUAUUUAGCUUUAGUAAGCGUUUAUCAUGGAGAUGGUAGUGUGGCUGUUUGCAUUGGUGGCACAGAAAUUGGUCAAGGCGUUUACACGAGAAUCGCUCAAGUGGUUGCUAAAGAAUUUAAUAUUCCUGUGGAAAUAGUAUCCGUUUUACCAACUCAGAAUUUUGCUACACCUAAUAAUUAUGCCACUGGCUCAAGUAUAACUACUGAAUGCUGUGCUUAUUCUGUAAUAAGGUCAUGCCAAGAAAUCAAAGCCAGACUGGAACCAGUUCGUGUUGCUAUGCCUACAGCCACAUGGAAGGAGUUGGUUUUUGCAGCCGAUCAACAGGGAAUUAACCUACAAGCCAACUAUCUCACUAGUCAAAACGAUCCUCGCCUAGUGAAUUACUCAAUUUUUGGUAUGGCGACUGUUGAAGUUGAAGUAGACUUACUGACAGGUACCAAGUGGAUCGUCCGUGCUGACGUAUUUGAAGAUGCAGGGCAAAGUAUCAAUCCUGUUCUGGAUGUCGGUCAGGUUGAAGGGGCAUUCAUUCAGUCACUGUCCGCUUGGACGUUAGAAGAAAUUAAGAUUGACAAGCAUACCGGGGAAUUACUUACAAAUCGAAGUUGGAACUACAAAAUAUAUGGAGCAAAAGAUAUACCUCAUGACUUCCGAGUUUAUUUGCGCCGAAAUACUUACAAUCCUGUUGGAAUCUUAGGCUCUAAAGCCGUUGGAGAGCCCCCUACUUGCAUGAGCUACGUUAUAGUGGAAAGCUUACGAGCAGCCAUUCAAGCUUCGAGAUUUGACAGUGGUUACGAUACCGACAAAUAUUUAUAUUUAGAUGUACCCGUCACAAAUGAACAUGUCGUUGAAGCUGCGGAAGUUAAAAUAAAAGAAUUAUUGAUUAAUUAA
Messenger RNA from Chilo suppressalis (striped riceborer), 3855 nucleotides. NCBI's taxonomy places the organism in Eukaryota, Metazoa, Arthropoda, Insecta, Lepidoptera, Crambidae. The record is from the annotation of a GenBank genome assembly.